Prunus mume (Japanese apricot) is the source of this 2420-nucleotide messenger RNA. Lineage: Eukaryota; Viridiplantae; Streptophyta; Magnoliopsida; Rosales; Rosaceae. The record is from RefSeq and is a predicted model, not a curated record.
AGCGAGAGCAAGAGAGAGAGAGAGCGAGAGCGAGAGAGAGAGAGAGGUGUACUGUAUUACUCGGGAAGAUGAGCCAUGAAUUUGACCAGUGCCUGAAAACCAACUAAUCCUCUCACUCUUCACUUCACCGGAAAACCACUUGUUUCCUUAUUUACACUUACCCCAAGUGGUUUUCCGACUAGCGAAAUCCCCCCAACAUGGCAGAAACCGGUCUUGUCCGGUUUCCGGGAAGCCUAGACCCGGGAGCCCAAGAGUUCAUACCCAGAAACCCGAACCAACUAACCCUCUUCGGGCCUCCUCCACCGCAACCGCUACCACCGCCUCCGCACCAAGUUUUCUAUCCGUACCCGCCCCCGCCAAUCAGCGAAGUCGUACCGUACGCGCAGUACGCUGCGCCCCCGGCGUAUGCUAGUGCCGCGCCAACCGUUUGCGAGCCGAUUCCACCUUCAUCUGCGGCCGCGACGCGGGCUGUGCUGUUGAGCUCGGUGCCGAGUGACGUGAGCGAGGGGACGGUGAGAAGGGAGGUGGAGGGGUUCGGGGAGGUGAGGUGGGUGCAGAUGGAGAGGGUGUGCGAAGGGAUCGUGACCGUCCAUUUCUACGAUCUGCGGCAUGCAGAGCGGGCCUUGAGGGAGUUUCGGGAGCAGAACAUGCAACAGCAGCAGGCCAGGCUUCGCAACAACUACGCCUCCUAUCCUUUCAUCCCCAACACUCCGCCUCCGCUGCCGCCCAAUAAUUUGUCUAGCCAGCUUCUUCCGGUUACUCCAGGUCGUGGGCUCAUCGCUGGUCAACCCGUGUGGGCCCAAUUCGUGAUUCCGGCCUUGAAAGCCGUCCCGGACGGCCAUAACCAAGGCACCAUCGUGAUUUUCAAUUUGGACUCGGCGGUCACCACCUCCACUCUCAAAGACACCUUCCAAGCUUUUGGGCCUGUAAAGGAAUUGAGAGAGACGCCUUCGAAAAAGCACCAAAGGUUCAUCGAGUUCUUCGACGUGAGAGAUGCUGCGAAAGCUCUCAAGGAAAUGAACGGAAAAGAAAUCAACGGCAAACCAGUUGUCAUCGAAUUCAGUCGACCCGGAGGCCACAGCAGGAAGUACUUGAAUGCGGUGGGCAACACCACCCCAACGCUGGUCUCGCCUACCAAUAUAAUUGCACCCCUUCAUUCUAACAACGCUCUAGUUAGUUACCCGCCUUCUCCAUCGCGGGAACUGGUCGGAAAAUUCUCAAGACGGCCCAACAGUUUGAACUUGGCGCCGCCGCCGCCCCCGCCCCGUUUGUACGCUAGCCUCUCGCCACAAAUCCAAUUUCCAUCGAGUAGGAACAAAUCAACGAAUAUUUGUAGCAGCAAGGGAAAUGUGGGGGCUAAUGGGAGCUUGAGGAGGUCGAAUUCGUCGAGCGUUGAAGCUCAAAUGGGAGGUUUGAAUUUGGGUGGUGCAGUUGAAGAGAGCCAUUUGGUACCGGGGCAGACGAAAAGGUCUUGCUCGUCUUCAAAGAAGAGCUGCCAAAACAGCCAGAACCAGGUUGUUACGAGUCCACCGCGGCCGCAGCAAGCGAAGAGCAGUAGGGGAAGGAAAGGAAGGCAAGGGAAGAAGAUGGAUUCUAAAUUUCUAAUAAAAGAAGAAGCGAUGGCGGAAUCCAGCAGCGCAGAUACGAGGACCACCGUCAUGAUCAAGAACAUUCCCAAUAAGUACAGUCAGAAGCUACUAUUGAAUAUGCUGGACAACCACUGUAUUCACUGCAACGAGCAGAUUGUUGCCAACGGCGACGGUGAUGAUGGUGAUGAUGAUGAGCAGCAGCAGCAGAAGCAGCCUUUCUCCUCCUACGAUUUCGUAUAUCUUCCCAUUGAUUUCAAUAACAAGUGCAAUGUGGGAUAUGGGUUUGUGAACAUGACGUCGCCGGAGGCAACGUGGAGGCUGUACAAGGCCUUCCAUCUUCAGCAUUGGGAGGUCUUCAAUUCCAGAAAGAUCUGCGAAGUCACCUACGCUAGAGUUCAGGGAUUGGAAGCGUUGAAAGAGCAUUUCAAGAACUCGAAGUUCCCGUGCGAGAUGGAGCAUUACCUGCCAGUGGUGUUUUCACCGCCUCGGGACGGGCGGCAACUCACCCACCCACUUCCCAUUGUUGGCGCCCAAACCCUUAAUAACAAUAUUAAUAUUAAUAUCUCCUCCUCUUCCUCCUCCCCCGUUUCUCUCUUGCUCCCGCCUGUGCCGCCUCAUCUUCACGAUCAACACGACCAUGAUAUGGAUGCGCCCGUGUCUACCUGCGACUCUGACGAGGACGAGGACGAGGACGAGGACGAAGGCAGCAGUCGAAGCGGCGGGGGGGAUUAUGUUGACCGGGAACAGGGAAAUGCCGGUAGCAGAGAUGGUCAAAGAUUUGGCAGCCCACCAUGGUCCAAUGGAAACUGUGGCAUGCGUGCGGCCCUGUGA